GAGCAAACAUUGCGCCAAAGCACGCCAUAACCGCUUGCGAAUAUUUCACGCCUUGCACGCUCCGCUGAAACUCAUCCAUGGAUGCGAUCUUAAGUAUCAAGUACGUAUAAUCUGUCUCUCGUACCUGAUUUGUUUUUCCCAGGACAGUGUAUCUUCUUGUUCAUUACCGACGUGACACGGAGACAAACGACGCAAACCUGUUGCUUCAAAGCACCAUCAUGACUACAGCGACACUGUCCUCAGUGUUCCAACCGCACAAGGAAAAUUUUGGAAUUAAGGACGCUGUUUUUGUAGCUAUCGAAUCGGCUUCUGAUUGCAUCACUGUUGACAACAAAGGCCUGGAUAGUCAUAAAUGUUCGAUGCAACAUUACGACAAGACAAAAACGGCGCGAGAGAAAGGGUCACUGAUAUCGGCAUCACUUAUUACGGUGGACUUCGAUGCCCUGAGAUUCGACGCAGCUGCUUCGCUGCAGGUCCUUCCAGGUAACCGUCACAUUUGGCCGAAUAUACCAAGGUCGUAUCACCUGAUUUCAUCACCAUACAACGACGCAAAUCACCUUCUGGAUAUACGAACACUGGAUACGCAAUGUUGUCUACUUGCUCAAGCACUUACAUUCCUCAAGCCCAUCAGAGCAGAUUAUGCCACGGCGGACUAUCUAAGCUCUUUUAACUGGACCGAAGUACUUUCGAUUUUGCGGUUGCUGGCCAAGGACAUCGGGCACACAUGGACCUCGCGGGACUUUUACACCGUCAUAUUCCGCUCCCAGCUCAAUGCCGGUGUCGAUCAGCAAAGGCUACAUGAUUUGGAUAAGACCUCGCAUCUCGAGGCCGUUGCGAGCGGACAGCUGUUGAAGUACUGGUUUGGCAAGCGUGAUGAACAUGAGCGAAAUUUAGCUACUUGCAUAUGGCGAUCAAAGGAGGAUGCACGCUUAGGCGGUCUUGGUCCCAAUCACAAGAGAGCCAGGAUGGCCGCAAAGGAGCUAUAUAACGAAAUCAAGUUCAGCACGUGGAGGCUCAUCGUCGACGACGAUGCUAAAAACGUAAAAAUUGAGGAGUGGAAAGAGAAAUGAGACUACCCAGUUCGAGAGAAAGGCGAGCGUCUUCAAAAGACCAGAUAAAAGUAGGGCACUAGGUCAGCUGGCUGUCUCAAGGAUGGCAAAGAAUAUCAUCGAGUUGGAGAUUAGCUGCUUAGCUCGGUGGAGGAGGGUUCACGGUGUUAAAAGGCUUUUGAUCACACAAGCAAGUUGAGGCGUUGUAUUUGAAUAAUGGAAGAACAGUGGAUUACGGUAUAGCAUCUACCGCCUUGCCAAGGAGUAAAGUCUGGCAAUGUCUUGUCCCGUAUGCUCUAAAAUGAGCUCCCGC
Verruconis gallopava is the source of this 1362-nucleotide messenger RNA. RefSeq lists its product as uncharacterized. The transcript has 2 exons. The record is from RefSeq and is a predicted model, not a curated record. Lineage: Eukaryota; Fungi; Ascomycota; Dothideomycetes; Venturiales; Sympoventuriaceae. The coding region runs from base 219 to 1070 and encodes 283 amino acids.